AUGGCAGCACCGACAGGCACCGGGCUGAAUGUCAUUGCCCUGAUUUCCGGCGGGAAGGAUUCCUUAUACUCCAUCCUCCACUGCAUCAGCAACGGUCACAGAGUUGUCGCACUCGCCAACCUUUACCCAGAACCGCGACAGAACACAGGCACCCAAGAUGAAGAUGAAGACAUUGACAGCUUCAUGUACCAGACCAUCGGACACAGCGUCAUCCCUCUCUAUGAACAAGCCCUUCGCAUCCCCCUAUACCGUCAGCCCAUCUCAGGCGGCGCCGUCGACACUUCACGCAUCUAUGGACAAGAUACAACCCACGGAGACGAGACCGAAUCCCUUGUACCGCUCCUCCAGCGCAUAAAACAAGCACACCCAGAAGCCAACGCUGUCUCGGCUGGCGCGAUUCUUUCGACGUAUCAGCGCACUCGCAUUGAAAAUGUCGCAAACAGACUCAACCUCGUGCCCCUCGCUUGGCUGUGGAUGUAUCCUUUCCUGCCAGCUUCAAAUGCCAGAAAUCAAGAUCCAUUGGCGAUAAAACAAACAGGGCUAUUGGAAGAUAUGGCUGCUGUCGGGUGUGACGCUCGCAUCAUCAAGGUUGCCUCAGGUGGCUUGGACUCAGGGUUCCUGUGGGAGAAUGUAUCCGGUUCUGAGAGUGGUGGGCGCAUUAUGCGAAGACGCAUCACGAAGGCCAUGAGUCGGUUUGCGGGGGCAGAGGAUAUCCGAGGCGCGGUUCUCGGCGAAGGCGGCGAGUAUGAGACGCUUGCGCUCGAUGGGCCGGGCUUCUUGUGGAAAGCUAGAAUUGAGGUCGGAGCCAAGGAAGAAAAGACCGGUGAAGGAGGUGUUGCAUUUGUGAAGCUUCGACAAGCUCGGUGCACGAUCAAGUCUGACAGAGAUGUGGCUGAUGGUGUGACGCCAGGCGAUGUUCGUCAACCGGGGUUGCUAGACGAGGCUUUCCAGAAUGCCACGUCUUUAUUGCCUGUCUCUUGGCCUGGUGGAUCGCGGAAAAGUACCAGUACGGCUAGAUCGCCAGCGUGGUCUGGCUGUGAGCAUGUGCACCGGCUGACUGGCUCGAGCUGGACAAUAUCGAACAUAAUUGCGCCCGAGGCUGGUCCCGGGGCCGGAGAGCAGAUGAGAGGCAUUGUCCGCAAGGUGGAGCAGAUUUUGGGUGCUUUCGACCAUGCUGAGUCGGGCCCUCGCUCGACAGAGGACAUUGUUUUCGCUACUGUGUUGUUGAAUUCAAUGGCUGAUUUUGGGCCCAUGAAUGAUGUCUACGUCUCAAUGUUUAGCAAACCAAAUCCUCCAGCGAGGGCCACAGUGGCCUGUGGGGACCGCUUGCCAUCUAACGUCAAGGUCAUGAUCUCGUUUGCUGUUGACCUGGGUGCCAGAGACCGUCGUCAGGGCCUGCACGUUCAAUCCAGAUCAUACUGGGCUCCGGCAAACAUAGGGCCAUAUUCACAAGCUAUGUCAAUUCCUCUGCAAAACGCUAGCAGGCUGGUGUAUAUUGCUGGUCAGAUCCCUCUUGAUCCGGCUACGAUGACUAUGACACAAGUGGAUGAGAUUUCGUAUAAAGGCUACUUUUCUCGUGCUUUGCUAGCGCUCCAGCAUCUUUGGAGGAUUGGUGAGGCCAUGCAGGUGGACUGGUGGCUUGGCGCAGUUGCUUUCCUGACCGGCGAGGACCACGGCGAUGACAAGGCUUUGAUAGCGUGGCGCCUCUGGGAGGAGAUGCACACUUUACCCGACAAUGAAGACGACGAAGACGACGAAGGUCCACAGCUGGACGCAUGGGAUAUAAAAUACGGGCGCCGCACAGAAGAAGCGCCCGACGUCUUUGUGCCCGGCCUGCCGAAAUUCACCGCUCUUGUCGAGUCUACCACAUCCAUCCCGCCGUUCUUGGCUGUUCAGGUGGAUCAGCUUCCCCGAGGAAGUGACAUUGAAUGGCAAGGACUGGGCAGCCGGUGUGACCAGGCCAAACAAGACAUUAAAGGCGCCACAGCCUCCACCACCGUGGACGGCCAGUUCAGGUAUACUAGUAUCGAGAUCGACGCAGGUUCGUCGAUCGAUGCAUUGGAGCAGAACCUGCUAUCAGUGAUAGAGACUCACUGUCGAGAUUCAAAUCUGUCCCAGGCUAUUCUCUACGCCACACACUCGGUAUCUGAAACUUCGUGGCCAGGACAGAUUGUCCCGUGCAGAUCAGUAUGGGGGCGAGAAGGACGCAGAUUGAGUGCAGGCGUGGUUUUACAGCAUCUGAACUAG
Messenger RNA from Penicillium brevicompactum, 2247 nucleotides. Its product is annotated as diphthine--ammonia ligase family protein. Gene Ontology annotation, molecular function: diphthine-ammonia ligase activity. The record is from RefSeq and is a predicted model, not a curated record. NCBI's taxonomy places the organism in Eukaryota, Fungi, Ascomycota, Eurotiomycetes, Eurotiales, Aspergillaceae. Bases 1 to 2247 code for a protein of 748 amino acids. The transcript has a single exon. Gene Ontology annotation, biological process: protein histidyl modification to diphthamide.